CUCUCUCUCUCUCUCUCUCUCUGCCCCUCCCUGCCCCCCUCCUCUGUUCCGCGCGGCCCGCCUCCUGCUCUCGUUCCAUAACCCGACUUUUCGCCCGGGUUUCCGCCAUCCCGGCCCUCGCUUCACGCGCCAGUCUCCCCCCCCUCUCCCUCUACACGGCGCCAUCACCAUGGACCUCAUCCAAGCCUACAGCUCGGAUGACGAGCAGGCUCACGAUAGCGUCCCCACCACCAAGCGCGCUCAGGAGCAGGGCGUCGAUGGGCCCGCCUCCAAGCGCCGGGCUGCCGAAGCCGACGCUGUCACGCGCCCGGUCAACCUGACCCCGGCCGUGGCGGUGGCCGAGGCGGUGGCCGACAGCCUGGUGGCCAUGCGGAGCAUCAACCCCACGGACCAUGCGCCGAUCCUUGCCCUGGUGGCGGCCGAUCCUCAGGGGACAUCCAGCACGGAGAUCGAGCUGGCCGUCAAUCCGAAUGCCAAGUAUGCCAUCACGCCGUUCGGGUCGACAGCGGCGGCGGCUGGCGGCCCCGCGGCUGCCACCUCCACGAGAAACUCCUUCGCCGGCAAAAUCAGUCGCGAGGCCACGGAUCUUUUCCAGUUCGAGCGCCAGCGUCGGAGCUUCCUUGCCCACGGCUUUGCCCUGACACAGGCCGGAAGUGAGACAGUCAUCGUCGGUGACGCGGCGAAGGCCCUUGCCAGCGGAGGCGUUGACGCUACGGGCCGGCUCAACAACAAGACCGACGCAGCCUCGCGCCCAGUUCGCCCGAAGCGCAAGGAUCGUGGCGACGUUUUUGCCAAUCCACAUGCCUUCGAAGGCCCAUGGGCUGGGUACACCGGUGAGUUGGUGCACAUUGAUGCCGCCGAGCGUGAGGCCAUGGUGCAAAAGGAGCUGGAGGGCGUCAAGCCGUCGUACGUGCCCGUCCAGGCCCCAGCGGCGGCGGCGGUCGGCGGCGCCGCACCUGGCGCCGAGCGCACCAUUUUCCACGGCAAGGCCGAGCGCGAUUAUCAGGGUCGCCCGUGGACCUCUCUUCCCCUGGACACUGGGGUGGACUUUACCGGUGAGGGUCCGAGCAGCAUUUAUCUCCCGAAGAAGCUCAUCCACACUUGGUCCGGGCACACAGACCGCAUCAAUGCCAUCCGGCUCUUCCCCCAGAGCGGGCACCUUCUGCUGUCAGCCAGCAAUGACAGCAAGGUUAAGAUCUGGCAGGUGUAUGACGAUCGCCGCUGCAUGCGCACCUACCUUGGCCAUAGCAAGGCCGUGCGUGACAUCAAUUUCACAGCCGACGGCCGGCGCUUCUUGUCGGCCAGUUUCGACCGGACGGUCAAGAUCUGGGACACGGAGACCGGCGCAUGCUUGUCGUCCUACUCCAGCCCGAAGAUCCCCUUCUGCGCCACCUUCAAUCCCCGGAAUGAGGACGAGUUCCUGGUCGGGUCCGCUGAGAAGCGCAUUGUGCAGUACGAUUCACGCCUGGGCAAGAUCGUCCAGGAGUAUGACCAGCAUUUGGACUCGGUGAACACGUUGACCUUCGUCGAUGAGGGCCGGAGGUUCAUCUCCACCUCGGAUGACAAGUCCAUCCGUGUGUGGGACUACAACAUCCCGGUGGUGAUCAAGUUCAUCGCCGAUCCGUCGCUUUUCUCCAUCGCCGCGGUGUCCGUGCACCCGAACCGCAAGUGGUGGGCCGGCCAGUCGCUGGACAACCAAAUUAUGGUGUACUCCACGCGGGACCGCUUCCAGGCGCACCGGAGCAAGACCUUCCGCGGGCACAAUGUUGCUGGCUACGCCUGCCGGCCAGGCUUUUCCCCGGACGGGCGUUAUAUCAUGUCCGGCGAUGCCAAGGGCCAGCUUUGGUUCUGGGACUGGAAGACCUCCAAGAGUGUCAAGGUGCUCAAGUGCCACAACGAUACGUUGAUCGAUUGCGCCUGGCUGCCGCAUGAGACCAGUAAGGUGGUCACCUGCUCGUGGGAUUCCACCAUCAAGCUGUGGGAUUGAUGCGUGGCGUCCACCGGAGCGGGGCGUGGCCACAGACGCAUGUGUCUGCCCGCCAGCCGCCGACCGCGAAUCAUGCACACGCCCACGCAUGUACAUGCACGAGCAAACACAGACACGCAUGCAUGCAAUAUACGGCAUUAUUCUGCG
Fonticula alba is the source of this 2134-nucleotide messenger RNA. RefSeq lists its product as hypothetical. Gene Ontology annotation, molecular function: protein binding; mRNA binding. Bases 170 to 1987 code for a protein of 605 amino acids. The transcript has 7 exons. Gene Ontology annotation, biological process: mRNA splicing, via spliceosome. The record is from RefSeq and is a predicted model, not a curated record. NCBI's taxonomy places the organism in Eukaryota, Rotosphaerida, Fonticulaceae. Gene Ontology annotation, cellular component: catalytic step 2 spliceosome.